AUGGCCACCCAAACCACAACUCCAGCAACAGCCCUCGCCCUCCAAUCCCGCAUCUCCCACCUCUCCCUCUCGCUCCUCCGGCACUUCAACGCCUUGCUCUCCGCGUCCCAGAACCCGACCAACCCCAACAGCACCUCAGCCGACCCAGACGCCGAUCAAGCGGAUCAGAAAGACACAAAACCACCAUCAGCGAUCCAAACAAUAAGCACGCAGAUCGACAUUGAGGUUGAGACGGCAGCGAUUGUCAAGGCGGUAGAGGAGAAGGAUGGAGAUGUUGACGUGGUCGAAGGUGGUGGAUUAGAGGGGGAGGAGCCAAGGCAGGUGAGGGUUGGGAUGGAGGCGUGGGUUGACGGGUGGGUCAGAACGGAGAUGGCGAAGGAGCGGGAAGGCACAGAUGGAGCGGACAGGGCGGAUGGGGAAGCCGAAGCACAAGGCACCGCAGUGGAGCAUGAUGAUGCGGCGUUCGAUCAGGCUGAACGGGCCGGAUGGACUAUGAGCCUACUAUGA
Molecule: messenger RNA, 507 nt
Organism: Cyphellophora attinorum
Lineage: Eukaryota; Fungi; Ascomycota; Eurotiomycetes; Chaetothyriales; Cyphellophoraceae
Exons: 2
Coding region: 1-507 (168 amino acids)
Source: RefSeq, a predicted model, not a curated record